This is a messenger RNA of Mobula hypostoma (lesser devil ray), 954 nucleotides long. Its product is annotated as probable G-protein coupled receptor 139. Gene Ontology annotation, cellular component: plasma membrane. Gene Ontology annotation, biological process: phospholipase C-activating G protein-coupled receptor signaling pathway. Gene Ontology annotation, molecular function: G protein-coupled receptor activity. The coding region runs from base 1 to 954 and encodes 317 amino acids. Lineage: Eukaryota; Metazoa; Chordata; Chondrichthyes; Myliobatiformes; Myliobatidae. The record is from RefSeq and is a predicted model, not a curated record. The transcript is spliced from 2 exons.
AUGGCCGACAGCCGCUCGUCGAUACCAGCACCACAAUGGAUACAGAGAGCGAACCUGUUGGCGAUUGCGAUCCUCUCCCGUGGAAAGUGUGGUCUCUCCAAAUGUGUUACUCUCUACCUGGUGGGAAUGGCAGUGGCGGAUCUCCUGGUUGUUAUCUCGCAACCGCUGCUGACGUGGACUGCUUGGAUUUAUUUUCCCCGAUCAUUCCUGUUCAUCACUCCUGUGUGCAGACUCGGUGGAUGGUUAAUUUUUGCGAGCACUGCGACCUCAGUCUGGCUGACUGUCGCUUUCACCGUCGAUCGAUUUGUGGCUAUUUGCUGUGAGAAGCUGAAAACAAAAUAUUGCACCGAGAGAACGGCCGCUGUGGUUAUCGGGACAGUGAGUGUGCUGGCCUGUUUGGAGAGUGUCCCCUGGGGCUUUGUAUACCAGCCUUUGGUAAUAGUUGAUGGUGUUCCCUGGUAUUGUGCUCAUACGCCGAGCUACAAAAACUCUCCCUCAUGGGCGGCAUUUGAGAUAUUGCACCGCAUUUUCAUUCCUUGUGUCCCAUUCUUUCUGAUCUUGCUGUUCAAUAUUCUGACUGUCAGACGGAUUCUAGCGGCCAGUCGAGCCCGCCGGGGGCUCCGGGGACAAAAGAGCGGAGAGAAUGACAAGGACCGGGAGAUGGAGAACCGACGCAAAUCUAUCGUUUUGCUCUUCAGCAUAACCUGUAGUUUCAUAUUGUUGUGGGUAACACUGGUGGUAUUUUAUAUCUACAGACGGAUUUCAAAUAGUUUUGUUUUUUACUCUGUCACGGAUCCGCGUUUCAUCACAGAAGAGAUAUCAGGAAUGCUGCAGAUUCUCAGUUCCUGCACUAACACGUGUAUUUAUGCCCUGACUCAGAGCAAAUUCCGAGAGGUACUCAUGAAUGCGGUGAAAUACCCACUGAACCAGAUUGCGAAACUCAUUAAACGUUAG